AUGCAAGAGCAAUCUAGCUCGCCCCAGUGUCACCUUGAGCCCGUCGAUCUCAACGACGCGAGCCAAUUCAACGAAAUCCGAGAUCAACGCAUCAUCUGUGGAUGGGAGUCCGAUAUACAAACCCUCCGAGGAUGGCAAGAUAAAGCAGAUCUAAAAAGGUUGUUUUGGAUCAUCAUUCCUGAUAACAGUACUCAUGCCGAGAAAACGUUCAUCCACGCAGGUCACAUAUCACUUGACGCGUCUUCAAACCUACUUGAUGAAUCAGGAAUCUCGAGCGGAGAAACUGAACUUUCUAUAAAUUCCGUUUUUAUCAUGCCGGAUUAUCGCUCUUUGGGCCUUGGAAAGCGGGCAGUAAAACUGGUUGAAACUAUGGCUGUGACUGAGCCAUAUGGAGAUUCGAAUUGUCGAUGUCUUACGCUGACGGCUUUGAGUAAGCGGUACUUUUAUGAUGAUGCACCGGAAUGGAGUGGAUUGUGGGAGAAGAUUGGGAUGGAGCGGCCUUCUUUCAGUAUUCAGGAAUGGUAUGAGAAACUUGGAUAUGUUAGUUGGAAGGUGGAGCCGUUAUAUGAAGAAAAAACUUUAGAUGGUGAGACUGUUAUGAUAUGGGAGGCUUUUAUGAAGAAGGACUUGAGAAGAGACUCGAUGCGUGUUGAUGGCUCAUUAUACAAUCAUACCUCUUGGGGCUCUUCAUAA
This is a messenger RNA of Penicillium angulare, 693 nucleotides long. RefSeq lists its product as uncharacterized. The transcript has a single exon. Lineage: Eukaryota; Fungi; Ascomycota; Eurotiomycetes; Eurotiales; Aspergillaceae. Bases 1 to 693 code for a protein of 230 amino acids. The record is from RefSeq and is a predicted model, not a curated record. Gene Ontology annotation, molecular function: acyltransferase activity, transferring groups other than amino-acyl groups.